Molecule: messenger RNA, 9246 nt
Organism: Teleopsis dalmanni
Lineage: Eukaryota; Metazoa; Arthropoda; Insecta; Diptera; Diopsidae
Exons: 4
Coding region: 1-9168 (3055 amino acids)
Biological process (GO): protein targeting; protein import
Cellular component (GO): membrane
Molecular function (GO): ABC-type protein transporter activity; ATP binding
Source: RefSeq, a predicted model, not a curated record
AUGGAAAAUAUAACUGACAUAGUCAACAUUGAUCAGACAUAUCAACAACCUAUUCAAUCUUCAACGAAUGUAUCACACGAAACUGCAAUUCGGAAUGUGCUUGAGAAUGCAUUUAACUCUCAGACCGAAGCUUAUAAUGAUGAAAAGGAGCGUAUUAAAGUUAUUAUUAUUGAAGAAAUUACAGAGCGCAAGUCCAACUUACUUCAAGUUAAAAAUUGUAUAGAGAGGGAAUAUGAGAAAUCUCUCAGUUCCAUUGAUAAUGCAUAUAUCGAACAAAAAUACAUGAAAUACUGCACAGAGCUUUGGAUGGAAAAAGUAACAGCCCUAGUACAAGCAACAACUGAGUGUAAUGAUACCAAACUAAUUCAAACAAUAUUAAGUUCAAUAGAUAAAAUUAAAACGUUAAGUGACAUUCCUGAAUCAUUCAAGCAACUUGAAUAUUAUAAAAAUUUAGUAGAUCAUUAUCAUUUCAUAAGUGAAAACAAGAAAAAAAAUCUUAUAAGUCAAUUUAAGGAAGAAUGCCUGGUACCAAUAUUUGCCUAUAGUGCCACUGCACAAAAAGAAUCGAUAUUUUUAGAAGCUUUCGUUGACUUACUAAGUUCUUCCAGAAAUAUACAGUCAAUUAUUAAUAAACUGAGACUAGCAGAUUUUUGUAUGGGUGUUACAUACAAUGGUACUCCUGGUGAUGGCAGCGAUGGUUAUCCUGGAGAGAGUGGUGGUAAUGUGUUGAUUUUAGUGAACAAAAUAGAAAACCCCGAAAACUUCACUAUUAUUUCCAAUGGUGGAAAUGGUAGUGUUGGUCAGGAUGGAGGAGAUGGGAAAAAUGGAGUUGAUGGAAAAGGUAUAAUAAAUUCCGAUUUUUGUGAAAAGUUUCCACCCGUUUCUAAGCUUUUUUGCUAUUCACGUUGGAAAAAUGUAGAAAAAACUAUUAAUAGUAUCAAAUCUGAUUUACAAGAAAUAAAAAUUGGAUGGUAUAGAGAUUGGACUUUCUGUGAUCCUUACACUAAAAAUGUUUUCAAUGAUAUUCAUGAUGCAAUUAUUGCUGAUGGUGAUAUUUUUCUAAAUACUAUCACAGAACAAGGAAAUGAGAUCACAUUUUCCUAUCAGGCACCAAAUUUGUUUUACAAUUGUCAAUCAUUUUUACUUUACAAAGGCUCAUUAGGUAAACCCGGAAGUCCAGGUGGAAGAAAUGGAAUAGGCGGUCAAGGUGGAUAUCCCGGCGAUAUUAUAGUAAGAAAUGUAGCAACAAAUCAGCAAAUUCUUGUGACAACACAAUCCAAAGAAGGCACAGCGGGAAAAAAUGGAAAAGCAGGAAAAUAUGGUAAUCAUGGGAAAAAUGGUUGGGAUAUGGGUUAUAUUGACUAUUCAAUUGGUGAUAAAUGGCCAAAAAUUUUCGGAACAGAUCAGAACAGUAAACUGAUGUUAAAAUACCAUGAAGAUAAUUCAUCAGAACGAGUUCAUUGUCCUUACAAAAUUGACAAUUAUGAUAAAUAUUCAUAUGUUGAAAUCACAUCUUCGAAUAUCAUGGACAAAAAGGAAACAAAAUAUGAAGAAAGGAACAGUGAUGAAUUAAAUCGAAACAGACAGCAUCAUGCGCAAGCUGUUCGAAAAAAAAAUAUUUCUCAAUCUAAUAUAGAAGCCAAUUACUCUGUUUAUUGUAACAACACUACUGAUAAAAAUUCUAUAAAAAGUAUGCAACUUGAAAUAGAAAAAAUCAACCAACAAAUUCGUCAAGCAAUGACAGAAAAUCAGGAAGCACAGAAAAACCAAACGACUGAGUCCAAAAUUGAGUGUAAAUGGAAGUUCAUUAAACAGAAAGAUUAUAAUUAUAAAGAGCGGAAGGACUUAAAACGCAUUAUUAGAUCUGAUCGAACUGAUCGAAAAUCUAUUCAGGAUUUGCUCAACGAGGUUAAAUGUCCACAAUCAAAUUUCGACAACUGGUUCCAUUUACAAGACAUUGAGAUAAAAAUCGACGAAAUAAAUGAGUUCUUAUCAUAUUUUGAAAUAUGGAAAAGUGAAAUCCUUAAAAAAGGAAGUAAGUUGACUAAUACACAAAAUAAAUUGAAAGAAAUAGAAUUACUUUUGAUUGACAAGUAUAGAUUUGCCACUCUUCAAGUAAUUGCAAUGCAACUAGUAUCCCAUAAUAAAGUAAAAUCUAAAAUAGAAUUGACUGCCGAAACUGUAUUAAAGUAUCUUGUUAAAGACAAAACAAAGAACAACGACAUAUCUCAUUCAAUUUUGGGAACUCUAAGUCAAUAUCUAUAUGAAGACAAGAAGGAGCAACGUGAAAAGAUCGUUAACUAUUGUGAAACAGAUUUGCUGAGUUGUGAUGAAAACAUUCAAAGUUUUAAACGUUCCAUUCAAGUAUUUAUUUUAGAAGAACGAAAAUCUGAAGUAGAUUUUCUCGACUGUUUAAAAAAAUAUUUUAAUGAAUAUACUCAAUUUUUAGAAGAGAAGGAUCACAAAUUCAAAACAUUUUUUUGUGCAUUUAAACGAGAACUAACUAAGCCGUUGCAUAGAAAAGUAUUAGAUUUGUGGAAUCGAAGCAUUAAAGACGUAUCUUUAAAACAAGAACUAAAAAAUAAAAUAAAAAACGAUAAAUUAUUAAAUGCUCUGUAUAUACGUUUUAAUAAACAACUUACUCUUCAAUAUGACUGGGAAAAAUGUUGUAAAGAUAAAGAUGUUCUGAAGGAGUACUAUAACUAUAUUCGAGGAAAAGGGCCACUAUCUAAAAGUUAUAGAGAAUUAUUGGCUCAUUUAUUUAAUGUGAAUAUUAGAUUGUACAUUUCUGAUAUAAAGUACGAUUUAUCUCUCCGAGACAAUCACAAUCCUUCAUCUAAAAUUGCUAUUCAUGCAGUGCAAAUUUCAAAUGAAUUCAUACAAUAUAGUAUCGACGAAAAUUAUUUAAAACUUGUUGAAGAACGUGAAUAUAAAAAUGUGAAUUGUUUUACAGAAAAUGAUAUUAAAACUUGGGUUAAGAAAAAUUCAGGUUGUAACGAAUUGAAUGUAACACUUUUAGUAAUCAAUAGAGCAAUACAGCUAAAGCGAGGAUUUAAACUCCGUGCCACUCAAAUAUUAACUGUGCUAGCAUUUUUAACCACCGAUCAAAGUACCUUAGCUCAAGUAUCAACCGGAGAGGGAAAAACUCUCAUAAUUGUAGCAAUAUCACUUAUAAAACUACUACGAGGAGAAAUGGUGGAUAUAGUAACAAGUUCUUACGUGUUGGCCAAACGCGAUUCAGAAACUAAUAAGGACAUAUACAACUUGUUUGGUUUUGAUGUGUCUCACAACUGCAGUGAAGACAUUGAGAAAAGAAAGGAAAUUUACUCGUGCAACCAAAUAGUAUAUGGUGAUCUAUCCAAUUUCCAACGUGACUAUCUAUUGGAUAGGUUUUACGGAAAAAAUAUUUUGGGACAUCAUGACUUUGCCAACAUAAUAGUUGAUGAAGUAGAUAGUAUGCUACUUGAUAAAGGUAACAAUAUGCUAUACCUAACUCACGAUAUCGCAGACUUAGAUAAACUAAGUUCUGUUUUUAUUUAUAUUUGGCAAUGGAUUAAGAGACCAGUUAAAUAUUCUGACGAUUUUAUAUCUCUAUUUGAUACUGAAGCAAUAAAAGAAUCAGUAUUAAACGAGCUAUAUGGAUAUGUGAAAAAAGAAGACAUCGGAAAUCUUGGAUCUGAUUUAAGUGAUCAACAUAAAACUAUUAUAUGGCAACGUUUAGUGAGUGCUGAUAUUAUAGACAAUCAUGGUAAAUUAUUGAAGGAAAAUAUUAAUGACAGUCAACUUAAUGAAAUACUUUUACCCGAGUUUAUUACCUAUAAAGAUCGACUCAAUUAUCUAUUAAUCGAAUGUAUUAAAAGAAAUACAUAUAUUCGUGUUCCCAAUUAUCUCAAAUCAUUUGUUGAAAAUCAUCUUGAUUCAUGGAUCAACAAUGCCAUCACUGCGUUCUUUAUGAAAGCAGAACGAGAUUAUGUAGUGGAUAUAGACAGAUCUGGAACUUAUGCAGAUCGUAACCCAAUUAUUACAAUUAUUGAUACAGAUACUGGAACAGAUGAAGUGAACUCCCAAUGGGAUGAGGGACUACACCAGUUUUUACAACUUAAACAUGGAUGCAAAAUAACUUCACAAAGUUUAAAAGCUGUUUUCAUCUCUAAUAUUUCAUUUUUUAAAUUAUACCGCACUUUAUAUGGACUAACGGGAUCAUUAGGAUCACAAAGAGAAAGAGACUUAUUAAAAGAAAUACAUAAAGUUGACUUUGUGACUAUUCCAACAGCUGUACCAAAACAAUUUCAAGAGUAUAAACCUAUUCUUUGUAUUAACAAGAAGGAAUGGAUAACUUAUAUAAAACAAGAAGUAAAUAAAAUCAUAGAAGAAAAUUAUCGUUCUGUUUUAAUCAUCUGUGAGACUGUACAUAAUGUGGAAGUUUUAUACAAAGCAUUCGGAGGAAGAACUGCAAGAGGUGUUCACAAAUAUGUUCGUGAUUACGAAGAGUUCGAUGUAGCUCAAGGCAAGAAGGAAUUAGAUCAGGGACAGAUUAUUAUUGCAACUAAUUUAUCUGGUCGGGGUACUGAUAUAAAAAUUACUAAAAAGUUAAGGGAGGCAGGAGGAUUGCACAUUUGUCUAACAUAUUUACCAAGAAAUAUUCGAGUUGAACAACAAGCGUUCGGCCGAGCAGCACGAUGUGGAGAUAGAGGUUCCGGUCAGCUUAUUAUUCUAGAUUCAUACGGAACGGAAAAAAGUAUUGCAAAAGUAUUAGAUCUGAAGAAGGAACGUGAUAUAAACGAAGUAUAUCGUAUAUCAAAUAUAAAAACAUACUACGACUUUCAAAUUUAUGAGGAAGAAAGGUGUUUUAAUGAGUUUAAAAAACAAUUCGAGGAACUGAAAAAAAUUCUUAGUGUUCAAAACGUGCGUUCUGAAAUUAAAGAAAUUCUCCUACGAAGCUGUUUAGAUCAGUGGACUUUUUGGUUAGAUAAAAAUUGUCAUCAUAUAAAAAUGAUAUCAGAUGAGCAACAAAAACAUAAUUUUUAUAAACGUUUUGAUGAUUUCAUUACAAAAUUGAAAAAUUUCAACUCUGAGUGUAGCAGAAAUUCCUCCGUUCAUCGUAGAAACUAUAACGAAAAUUGGUUAAAUUGGGUCGAUGGAAAUCCGGUUCAAAUGAUCAAACUUGGAAAAUAUUUCUCGCAAAAUAAUGAGCACAAAAAUUCAAUUAAAGAUGCUAUUCGUUUAUUUGACGAUGUAAUUAGAAUGGAACCAUAUUUUAGCGAAGCUGCUCAUUACUACAAAGCAUUUGCGUUAACGAAAUGUAAUAGGGCGAGUUCAAAACAAUUUGAGAUGGAGUUACAAAUAGCUGCUAAACUCAUAGAUGAACAUAUCAGGUUUGUUAUGAUUACGUCUGGUAUCAUAAAUGAGAUUAAGGAAAACAAUAAUAGUAUUAUACGAAUAAAUGCCUUUAGGGAACAACAAGAGAUCACACUUAAACUUUACCAUAUGUUUUUACAAUCUAUAGAUGAUAUAUUUGGUCACAAUAUAACACCACAAUCUUUCUCUAAUUAUGAUAUCAAUGAAGAACUGUCUGAAAAAAUAUAUAAAGAUCUCAUUAAAAACAAGAUUCUAAGUAAAAUGAAAGUAAAACACAAUAUUUCCGAAGAUGAUAUAGACACAAUUUGUUUUAAUUAUGGAAUAUCUACAGAUAUGUUGAAAUCAUUUCUUUCCAAAUAUGUAGAUAUCAAUGAAAGUGCAUUUCUUAAAGACUUGAAAAAAGAAAUCAAAUUACCUAACAAAGAAGAAUUUUGGAAACUUCUCAUGGAAAAAAACGUCUUAAUUGAUGACGUACAAUUCAUUAUUGUAGACAUUGAAAAAUUGAAUGAAAUUGAUCCUUCAUUACUAGAUUCUUUGCGCUCUCAAAAUGAGUUCGAGCAGAAAUCUUUGGACGACAAUAAUGGGUAUAUUCUUUUCAAUACGUCUGUUAUUCCUAGAACGCAAAGGUUUAUUACUUUUAAAAAAGACGAAUUUGUUAAAUAUGUAGGAAAGGAAAAAUAUAAAUCACUUAAGAAAAAGAGAAUAUUUUCAUUUAACAGAAAAUCUCUUUUAAAUAUAGUCAAUACAAAGUCGAUAACUUUUCCCUGUUACGAUUCGAUUACUCCAGAAGAUUUUAAUAAAAUAAAUAUUAAUAAUAAUGAGGCAGUAAAUAUAUUAACAGAACUUUGCGAACAAAGUGUUAUUGAAGAUAUAGGAAACAAUAUUUAUAGAUUAAAAAUCAAAUUUUACGAAAUCGAACAAAUUAAGCUGCGAUACUGCCCAGUUUAUGAAAAUGACGUGAAAACAUUAUUAUCUCUAUGUUUUAGUUAUAGAAUCGAUUUUCAGAAACUUGAAGAACAGAGUCAGAAAAAUGCUCCUAUGUGUUUACAAAUAAUGUCAAAACCGCAUUUGGAUUUAUUUUUCGAUUUAAUAGAAAACAAAUUAAUCAAAUGCAAUACAGUGAUUACUCAUAAUAAAGAUUUAGAAGAAAAGUUAAAGCAAAUCUAUAAACGAGAAAUGAAUAAAGAUGAUUUCAUGCUUCUAAUAUCUCAAGAUAAACUUAUUCCAGAUGAGUGUAAAGAACUUCUUUUAAACCACUUGAUUAAAAAAAAUUGGCUUCGCUCGACACCGAUAGGUUAUAACAUUAACACUGAUGAUAUGAGACAAAAACCAUUGAACUUUAAUGCUGAAACAACUUACAAAAUCCAAGAAAUUGAUAAAACUGUAGAAAAGAUUCUUGAUAAUGAGCUGCACUUAGCGAAAAUUGAAACAAUACAAUUUAUUGCCAACACUUUAAAAAUAUUAAGGAGUUCGUUGCAAUCAAUCAUAGUUCCUGAAUAUAAGUUACAAUCACUUUCAAGCUUAAGUGAACUCAAGAGCAUAGAAGAAAUGCACCACUUUUCCCUCAAUGCAUUAGAUCAAAUCUUACAAAUAAAAGAUAAGAAAUAUACUCGAAAUAUGAUUUGGGACUGUAUCAUUCCUAUUGGAACUGGAAUAUGUAAAGUAGCUGCAGGUUAUUUGAUGCAUAUAAUAACAAAGUAUCAAAACACUGGAAAUGCAUUUGGAAAUGCAUUAAUUAAGGAAGGCUUAAAUGAUUUAACAAAUGGAAUAUAUACUUUACUACCACGGUUUUUUGAGUGGAAACUUUAUACACAGUGCAAGCUUAUGAAUUUAUUUUCUUCCGUCUGUGCUUUUGGUUUAAAAACUCUUAAAAAAGGUGCUAACGUAGCAAAAUUUGCUUAUAAAAUUAUUAAGUCAAACCUGGGUUUUAAUAUGAAAAUAACGAACAUGUCUGAGGAAGCAUUAAUUAAAACUACGGCUCUCAAUUUAGCAGAAAAGAAAGUAACUAGACUCACUGCAGCGAAAACUAUAGAAAUAGUAUGUCAUUCCUUUGCCAAUGUAGGAAUUGUUUUAUUUAUGGAAAAUUGUCUUCGAAAAUUAUGUGAAGAAAUGGACACUAUGAUUUUAUCUACUAUAGAACAAGAGAUCGAGAUUGAGCUCUGUAAUAUUUCCGAAAAUCUAGAAAAACUCUAUAAUUUAUUGGGACAACAUAAAGCACUAAACGUUAUAAAUGGGCUGACGAACAGUUUUUUUAAUAGUCAAGGUAACUUGGAACAAUUUAUAUCUAUUACCUGUAAUAUAGCGGAAAGUGUAGCCCACGACGUAGGGAAAUCAGUUGUUGAAACUAAUAAAAUACACAUCAUGCCUAAAUUUUCCAAAUCAGCAGUGGAAAAAAUAAUGUACAAGUUAAAAAAAUCAUCACAUAUAACCAAUAUUAGAACGAUAACUAAAAAUCUAUUAAUCAACUUAAAUCAGAAAAUAAUAGACAAACUAAAUAAACAAAUAAAAGAAGAAGAAUUGGAACUUCUUAAUCAGAAACUGGAAACAAACGAAAAUUUUAAAUGCUUUGAAAGAGAAGUUGUGAACCAAUGGAAAUCUAUGCUUCGCGAAAAUGUUAGUCAAAUUAUCGAAAAACAUAUCGUCAGCCCUAUUUCAAAGAAGGGAGUUAAUCACCUAAUAAAACAUGUGAGAAAAAAUAUACAACGAGUGCACACAUACUACACAGAGCAAGGUUAUUCUGAAAAUUUUGAACAAUUGAAGCAGAUUUGUAUGAAAAAUCUGCUUCAAAAAGCUGAUGAAGCAAAAGAAAUUGAAGAACAAAUUACAGAAAAAUAUCAUAAGGAUUUGAUAAAACUCUUAACCAAAACUAAGAACCCUGAAUUGUAUGCAGAUAUGAUCGAAGAAGGUAUACCAAUGGAUAUCGCAUGUAUAGGUGCGAGUACUCAAAUAAUAAAACGGUUGCUAAAAAACAAUGGAUAUAAAAAAGAUAUAAAAAUUGUUAUUGAAGAGAAUAAUGGAAUAAAACAGGAAUUCUUUUCUUUGUCAGAGGAACAAGAAUGCAUAACAAUUUCGCUUAAACUGAAAGAUAAUUAUUUUAAUAUAUGUAAAACCAAUACUUCCGAAAACGAUAAUAGUGAAUCAAAAAAUAAUUGUUUAUAUGAGGCUGUAUUAAAAGAAUUUUCUCCAUUGAAGGAUGCAAUGUCACGAGAACAAUUUAGAACAGAAGUAAUUGAUUGUAUUAAAUCAGAUAAAGAGAUACGUAAUUAUAUAAAGAAAGGAGGGCAUCAAACUCACUCGUCACUUAGACCAAUUGAUAGUGGACUUCAGAAGUUAGAAAAAACAGAAAACAAAGACUUGUCCAUUGCAUUGAAUGAAGACAUUUAUGAUUUUGAACAAUAUCGUUAUAUGAGAAAAAAGCGCAAUUUUUACAAACAUAUACUUCGUCGAUUUGUACGCAAUUGCUAUUUGUCACAGUGCCAUCCUAAAUUUGCGCAUUUUCUAAGUCAAGUGCAAAAUGAUACAAAAUGUUCCAAUGAAUGGCAUGGAGAAACUGAAAGUAUAGAUGUAUUUCCAUCACGAAAUGUGAAUAUAUCUACAAAUACAACUUAUACAGAGUCCUUUACCGCAGAAGAUGCUACGAUAUUAAAAGAUAUUAGAGAUGAACUUAAAACCACAAUUAAAUUAUUUAUUGCCAAUGAAAAUGUUAGCGAUGGCGAUCUGGAGUUCUGGAAUAUUUUCUUAGGUGAUAAUUCGGUUAAGCUUUUAUUUGGCAAGAAUCAAAACGGCUCUACAGAUUCUACAGACAAGUAAAGAGAUCAGAAUUGAAAAAUUUUUUUUUCAAUUCUAAAUAAAUAAAUUUCCGUUUACCAGUUGUAACCAAAUUUUAUA